Coniosporium apollinis CBS 100218 is the source of this 243-nucleotide messenger RNA. RefSeq lists its product as uncharacterized. The record is from RefSeq and is a predicted model, not a curated record. The annotation marks the transcript as partial. NCBI's taxonomy places the organism in Eukaryota, Fungi, Ascomycota, Dothideomycetes. The transcript is spliced from 2 exons.
AUGGGGAGCCUGCGUGACAUCGCCCUUUUUGUCCUCACCGUCUCUGCUCUAACCUUUAUCGCCUUCUUCGGCCGCCUCCCAGCACUGAGACACACGCCAAUUGGCUUCCUCCACCGCGUGAUAUGGACUCACACGCCCAACUUCUUCCGCCGCCUCGAUGCGCGUCUGACAGGCGGACGACUCUCCUCCUCUGGCGCGCUCCUCUCACACUAUCUCCUAUAUGAAAAACACCCUCUCGUCAUU